Molecule: messenger RNA, 1221 nt
Organism: Cyphellophora attinorum
Lineage: Eukaryota; Fungi; Ascomycota; Eurotiomycetes; Chaetothyriales; Cyphellophoraceae
Exons: 3
Coding region: 1-1221 (406 amino acids)
Source: RefSeq, a predicted model, not a curated record
AUGGCUCGGUUCGUCGAUCUUGACGAUUCGGACGAGGGUGCAUCAGUCUGUGACAACUCGCAAGCAUACCUGCAACGGGUUGUAGAAGCAGCCCGUCUACCUUCAGCGGUUCAGCAGCCCUCAUCACUAGACAAGCAUGCCGACCGUAGUGGCACCGACCACGCGAGCAGCGCCAGCUUCGCGGCUGUGCUUGCUUGCUUUCCUGUUGCUCUAUCCCUAGCCAAGCACCUCGACCUCAAUGACCUCCAUUCCCUCUCACUCACCUCCCGCAGCAUACACCGAAACCUGACCCAAUACUCGCGACAUCUCAAAGCACAGUCCCUGCGCUGCACGUUCGAUGACCAACCUCUUCUGUCAGAUCUCCGCAAGUCAGACUCUCCCUCCUUGAACAACCAUACAAGAUCACCCGAAUUCGGCAUCCACUCCUCCAAUACGGCCAAUUCACCUCAUCCUACAAGAUCAGCAGCUGUGCACGAGACCACGUCGCUUCCUGCAGAAAAUGCGGCAUUUUCAGUCCGCUCCGCUCGCUCUGCCUCUUCCUCCUCCCGCCUCGACGAUGAAGACGAGCCCUCCCAGCCCGUACCGCCAGCAGAUAGUUCCAGUACCAGCUCCUUCACCCUCCCAGCCUUCCUCCGCCUCUCCUGCGCCUGCGCCACCCGCGGCGCCUACCUCUGCGCUGCCUGCGGUCACAAUCUGCGCGCCAACGACACCACCUACCGACGCGUCUGGACCUGGCGCUCGCGCUACUCCACGCACAUUGGCGGUGGGCUGGGUGUCGGCCUCGGCAUGGGCGAUCAAGGCCAGAAAUGCGGGCGUGGAAGCCACUGCUUAGACUCCAGCACUAACAGUGUCAGCUGGGUUGAGAUCGACUGCUCCGAUGGCGACGGUGAAGCACUAACGGCUGGCAGUCGUGUCAGCACGCCGGUACCGCACUAUCAGCAUCGCGACACCGCAGGACAGGCCGCGCCAGCUAACAGCAGCAGCAACAAGCCAGGCUACCACCAGCAAGAGAUUGAAGGUAUCGGCGGCGUAGUGAAGAAAAAAGUGCGCAAGCGCGUGAAGACGGGCGCCACGGUGUGGGAGUACGACGACGAGCGCACGUCGGGACAGUAUCUGGCAAGAGAGACGAGUGGGGCGGAGAGGAGUUGGUGUGGAUGGUGUGAUCGGGUCUGUUUAGGUGAGGGUGAUGAUCUGGCAUCGGUUCUGGGACCGACUCUUUGA